This is a messenger RNA of Plectropomus leopardus (leopard coralgrouper), 2602 nucleotides long. NCBI's taxonomy places the organism in Eukaryota, Metazoa, Chordata, Actinopteri, Perciformes, Serranidae. The record is from RefSeq and is a predicted model, not a curated record.
CCCACGCAUUAAAGAGGAGCAGGAGGAGCUGUGGAGCAGUCAGGAGGAGGCUGAUACCACCAGGUUUCAGUUCACUGGUGUCCAUGUGAAGAGUGAAGAUGAUGAAGAUGUCCAGCAACUGUUGGUGGUUAAAGAAGAGGUUCCCCCCUCCAUUGUGGGGCAGGAGGACCCAGGACCCCCACGCCUUAAAGAGGACGAGAAGGACCCAGGACCCCCACACCUUAAAGAGGACGAGAAGGACCCAGGACCCCCACACAUUAAAGAGGAACAGGAGGAACUGUGGAGCAGUCAGGGGGAAGCAGCUGGGAAUCCAGAUCAAUAUUUACGACCUGACACUGAAAACAAAACUUCAGACUGUUCAGAGUUUAAGACUGAAGUCAGUGAUGAUGACUGGAUGGAGAACAGAGAACUUCAGUCUGUUUUAAACUCCCUGAAGAUCAUCAAAGUCCCUUUCGGUGAUUCGAGAUGUAAAACUGUAAAGAAAACGUACAGCUGCUCUGAAUGUGGGAAGACCUUUGGUCGUAGUCCACAUCUGAAGAUACACAUGAGAACUCACACAGGAGAGAGACCGUUCAGCUGCCCUUUCUGCAACAAAAGUUUUACACAAAAAGUCAAUCUGACGUAUCACAUGUCUGUCCACACAGGAGAAAAACGGUUCAGCUGUCGGUUCUGUGAUGAAAGAUUCACCUGGUACACUCAACUCAAGAGUCAUCAGUGUGUGUGUGAGUCUUCGCAGUGUCGUCAGAGUCAAACUGACGACAACAGAGACGCAGAGACAGGAGACAAAUCUUUCAGCUGCUCCGAGUGUGGGAAAAUAUUCAGCCGAAAGGACAACCUCAACAUCCACAUGAGGAUCCACACAGGAGAGCGACCAUUCAGCUGUUCCGUCUGCAGUAAAAGUUUCAAACACGGAGGACAUCUGACACAACACAUGUCCGUCCACACUAAGGAGAACAGGUUUAGCUGCAACGUUUGUGGCAAAAGGUUCACGUGGCUUUAUCAGCUCAAGAGACACAAGUGUGGCGGAGAAUCAGCUCAGCAUCCCAAACUGUGGGUCAGUCAGGAGGGAGAGCAGCUUCAAGGUCUGGAGGAGGCUGAUAUCACCAAGUUCCCAUUCACUCCUGUCCCUGUGAAGAGUGAAGAUGAUGAAGAGAAACCUCAGUCCUCACAGCUUCAUCAAAGACUAACUGAACAGAUGGAAACAGAAGCUGAUGGAGAGGACUGUGGAGGACCAGAACCAGACAGGAACUCACAUCCAGAUACACAUUUACAGACUGGAGUCUCCUCUGAGUUUAAGGCAGACUUCAGGAGUGGUGACUUGAGAGAACCUCAGUCUGGUUUAAACUUUGGAUGUAACAGCAGCAAGAAAACGUUCAGCUGCUCUGAUUGUGGAAAAAUAUUUGGCCGAAAGGAACAUCUGCAGACUCAUGUGAGGAUUCAUACAGGAGAGAGACCGUUCAGCUGCUCUGACUGCGGUAAAACAUUUGGAUGUAAGAGGUCACUGUUGGGCCACAUGACGAGUCACACAGGAGAGAAACCGUUCAGCUGCACUCAGUGUGGGAAAAGAUUUGGCCGUAUGGUGAAUCUGAAGACUCAUGAGAGACUUCACACAGGAGAGAGACCGUUCAGCUGCCCGUUUUGUGGCAAAGGUUUCACACAAAAGGUUCACAUGACUCAACACAUGGCUGUCCACACAGGAGAAAAACAGUUUAGCUGCAGCGUUUGUGACAAAAAGUUCACGUGGCUUUCAGGGUUCAGACGACACAAGUGUGGCAGCGAUCCGUCAGAACUUGACGAGAACAAAACUGAGGAGAAUGUGGAGGCAGAACCAGGAGAGAAACUGUUUCGCUGCUAUCAGUGUGGCAACAGAUUUAAUCACAAGCACAACCUGAAGGCUCAUAUGAGAAUUCACACAGGAGAAAAACCGUUCAGCUGCUCUGUUUGCUCGAAAGGCUUCACCGCGAGUGGAGCUCUGAAGAAACACCUGAGGACUCACUCAGGAGAGAAACCAUUCAUCUGCUCCGUCUGUGGCAUCCGAUUCACGCAGGGAGGGAACCUGAAACGACACAUGGCUCAGCACACAGGAGAGUCACGGGAGAAACCAUUCAGCUGCCGCGUCUGCGGCAAAACCUUCACACAGGUGUCCAACAUGAAGCGACACCUAGCACAGCACGCCGCCACCCAAACAGGAAGUGAAGCUGUGAGCAGUUCACAUGUGACGCAGGAUCAGCAGGAAGAAACUGACUGCAAACCACCCGAAAACUGAUCCCAUAUCUGACCCCCAAUACGUUUCUCAAAUUGGCCAAGCCGUACCGGCGCUGGAUGGUCUGGACAGAUGGCGAUGGUGGUAUCAUUUAUAUCUGCAGUAAUCGUUCAGAUAUAGUCGUCAGAUACGUAUGACAGGUGAUGGAGGUGAGAUAUUUUAAUGUUUGACAAUAAACUUUAUCAUCAAAAAAUGACAACAGUCCACUGAAAAAGUAAACUUUGUUGGGAAUUUGAAGUCUGAAUUACUCUCAGCAUCUUUUUUGUUAAAAAUUAACUUUCAUACGGUUCAUAUCGGACAACAUAUAACCCAAUAAAACCGUAUCCCAUAAAAUCAGCA